Manis pentadactyla (Chinese pangolin) is the source of this 3531-nucleotide messenger RNA. RefSeq names its product zinc finger protein 829 (gene ZNF829). NCBI's taxonomy places the organism in Eukaryota, Metazoa, Chordata, Mammalia, Pholidota, Manidae. Gene Ontology annotation, molecular function: DNA-binding transcription activator activity, RNA polymerase II-specific; RNA polymerase II cis-regulatory region sequence-specific DNA binding. The record is from RefSeq and is a predicted model, not a curated record. Gene Ontology annotation, biological process: regulation of transcription by RNA polymerase II. Gene Ontology annotation, cellular component: nucleus. The coding region runs from base 1618 to 2613 and encodes 331 amino acids. The transcript is spliced from 2 exons.
AAGAGAUUAUAAUGAAGUCUCAGUGUGACAAUGUAAUCACAACGUGAAUUUGAUUUAAUAUGUCUGUGGAUUUCUUUGGGUAUAUCUUUUUGUGUGUAAUUUGGCUUCUUGAGUCUAGAUGUCCGCUUUCAUCUUCCCCAGAUUCAGGAUGUUUUCAUCCAUUACUUCUUUGAGUAAGUGUUCUGGUUCUCUCUUUUGCUUCUGAGAGCCCCAUAAUGUCUGUAUUGGUCUCUUUGAUAGUAUCCCAUAAGGACCUUAAGCUUUCUUCACUCUUCAUUCUUUUUGUUCCUUUGACUUAAUUUUAAAAGAUCUGUCUGAGUUCUCUAAUUUUGUUUUCUGCUUGCUCUAGUCUGAUGUUGAAUCUCUCUGUCGAAAUUCUCAGUUCGGUUAUUAUAUUCUUCAGCUCCAAGAUUUCUCUUUGGUUAUUUUUUAAACUUUGUUUCUUUAUUGAAAUUUCACUUUGCGUAUGUUUUGUUUAGAGCUCACUGAGCUUUUUUAUUACAGUUACUUCAAAUUCUGCAAAAGGUAAUUCUGUGCCUACAUUUAAUUAGGGUCAUUUUGUGGUGCUUUUUGUUCUUCCUUUGUUUGGAUUGUGUUUAUUUCUUUCUUCUUUUUCCUUCCUUGAUACACUGUUGAUAUGUAUACAUUAGAAAAAGUCACCAUUUGUCCCAUCCUUCAUGGAUUGGCCUCAUUCAGAAGGCCUUCACCCUUCAGAGCUUGUUUGAGCCUCUCUAGCCUUCAUACUAGUCCAAACCACUGUAUUUGUUCUUAGUGCCCCCUAGGCAAUUAGGGUAUGCCAGGUCCCAUCAGUACUCUAAAACAAACACUAUCCCUUAGGUAGCUCCUGGAGAAAUCAGAAUAUUGUAUAUGUGAUCCGACUCUUUCCCUCCCCAGGAAGAAGGUGAUAGCUGGAGUUUUUCUCCUGCUAGCUCUGCUUUGGGCUGGGUGGAGGCCUAUGGUGCGUGUUUGUGUGCUAGUUCAAAUCAACUUCUUUGUUCUCAGUGUCCCCCAGGUGUCUGGGAUAUGCUGGGUCCCAUCAGUGAUCCAAGACAGAAGCCAGUCCUUUGGGCAACCCUGGGGAGAGUUGGAACAUUUGAUGCACAGUCCACUCUUUCCAUCCCCAGGAAGAAGCUGGGAGCUGUGGUUUUUCUCCCACUUACUCUAUAUUAAACUGAGUGAGGAGCUGUCAUAAGGGCCUGCAUGCUGUUCACAUCACUCCCUUUGUUCUCUUUUGCCACCAGGGGCCUAGCGUAUGUCAGGUCCCAUCCAUACUCUGAGGUGAGAUAGAAGCCAAUCCCUCAAACAGCUGUCACAGAACUUAGAACAUUAGAUACAUGGUCCAACUCUUUAUCUUCAGGGAGAUGGCUGAAGUUGUAAUUUUUCACCCAUGCAGUCUGCUCUAGGCUGCAGAUAUAGUGUUUGUGUUCAAACCACCUUUGUUCUCAGUGGCUGUCAGGUAUCUUGAAUGGGUUGGGUCCAAUCAGUGCUCUAAGAGGUGAGACAGUAGCCAGUCCCUUAGUCAACCUUCAGAAAACUUAGAAUGUUUGAUAUACAAUCCAACUCUUUCCUUCUGUGGGGAGAAACUGGGAGCUGAAGUUUUUCUCCCACUCUGCAUUGAUGAGGAAAAGGAGCUCUGAUCUAGUAUCGAUGUGUGAGACCAAGAUAUUAUCUCUAAAGAAGAGACAUUUUAGUCAAGUAAUAAGUACCCAUGAAGACAUGCCCACUUUUAUUCAGCCAUUUCUUACUCCACAUCAAAAAACUAUUAAUGAAGAGAAAAUCUGUGAAUGUAAGAUAUGUGGAAAGGCCUUUAAUCAGAACUCACAACUUACUCAGCAUCAGAGAAUUCAUUCUGCUGAAAAAAACUAUGAAUGUAAGGAGUGUGGGAAGUCCUUUCGUCGUGGUUCACUUGUUACUCGACAUCAGAGGAUUCACACUGGUGAAAAACCCUAUGAAUGUAAGGAAUGUGGCAAGGCUUUUAGUUGUAGUUCAUAUUUUUCUCAACACCAGAGGAUUCACACUGGUGAAAAACCCUAUAAGUGUAAGGAAUGUGGAAAAGCCUUUCAUUAUUGCUCAAACCUUAAUGAUCAUCAGAGAAUUCACACUGGUGAGAAACCUUAUGAAUGUAAAGUAUGUGGAAAAGCCUUUACUAAGAGCUCACAACUUUUUCCACAUCUGAGAAUUCAUACUGGUGAGAAACCUUAUGAAUGUAAGGAAUGUGGGAAGGCCUUUACUCAACACUCAAGGCUUAUACAACAUCAGAGAAUGCAUACUGGUGAGAAACCUUAUGAAUGUAAGGAGUGUGGGAAGGCCUUUAGUAGUGCCUCAACACUUACUAACCAUCACAGAAUUCAUGCUGGCAAGAAACUCUAUAAAUGUAAAGACUGUGGAAAGGCCUUUAUUCAGAGCUCAGAACUUAUUCAGCAUCAGAGAAUCCAUACAGAUGAAAAACCUUAUGAAUGUAGUGAAUGUGGGAAGGCCUUUAAUAAAGGUUCAAACCUUACUAGACAUCAAAGAGUUCACACUGGUGAGAAACCCUAUGACUGUAAGGAAUGUGGAAAGACCUUUGGUAGUCGCUCUGACCUCAUUCGCCAUGAAGGAAUUCACACUGGAUGAAUGAUAGGCCCUUCUGAUAAUCUUUAUAAUAUAUAUAUUAAAAAGUAAUUAAAAACAACAGAUAAUACAUGAUUGAAGGUUCCCCUAUGUAGUAGUUUUCUCAGGCUACUGUAACAAAGUACCACAAAACUGGGUGACUUAAAAUGACAGAAAUCUAUUUGUUCACAGCUUUAGAACUUUGAGAUCCAGAAUCAAAGUUGUCAUGGUUGGUUCCUUCUGAGGAAGAAUCCAUUCCAUGGCCUUCUCUUACCUUCUAGUAACAGCCAUAAAUCUUUGACAUUCCUUGGCUUAUAGAUGUAUCACUCCAGUCACUGGCCUCCGUCUUCACAUUGCAUUCUCCUUGUAUAUCUGUCUCUUCCUGUUCUUUUUUUAUACGGGACAUGAGUCAUAACUGGAUUAGGUCUCCACUUACUACAUCUGUAAAGACCUUAUAUCCAUGUACAGUCACUUUCACAGGUAUCAGGGUUAGGGCUUCAAUAAGUUGUUUUUUCUGACAUUAAAAUUUUUCUUUUAUACAUAACUUAUUAAAUUAUUUUUAAAAUGUGAACUCAAGGUCUAAAUUAAACCUACCCUCCACACCAAAGAUAGAUUCUAUCUCAAACUAUUUAUUCACUAAUUCCUUCCCUAUUGUUUUGUUCUCCUCUUUGGUCAUAUAUUUGUGUUUGCAUUAGCUUAGUUUUAAGGUCAUCUUUCCUAUUCCUUUGAUAUAUAAAUCUGUGCUACCACUGCUACACUGUAAGUAUUCCUUUGAUAUAUAAAUCUGUGCUGCCAAUACUACACUUUAAGUAUAACUUAAGGUGUUUUUUUAUUAUGGGAAGAAUUGUAACCUUAUAGGCAGCUCAGUUUUUUCCUUUUGUAAAACUAGUGUUUUAUUGUAAAAAAGAAAACAAAAAAAUAAAGAUUUGUAAUCCUACCAGA